CGCCAAACAUACCAUGCGCAAAUAGGCCCACUUUUCUUUGCCAUUGCUUUCUUUUAUCUCCUCUCACUUCAAAAUACUUUAUAGCUCAAUUAGUUAUUCUUGACUCACUAUUUUAGGCAGUCUGCUACGCCUAACUCUGCAACCAACCAAACCGAAAGUAAAAAUGAAGGUUUUUAAUUGGGUGCAUCAACGAUUUCUUAAUGCUCAUUCGUGCACCGGUUUCCUCCAAGAAAACGCAGCCGACAAAAAUGGAAGCUUAAAAAUAGAAAAUGAGAAGCAUCUUUUGCUUGAGCACAAUGCUCAUAUGGUAGUGGAAAUGCAAAUGCUUGACCAUUGGAAAGAUGGGAUCCUCUCCAUUGGCACUCUUGCUAUUGGUCCUUUAGAAGAUAGUACAUUUGGUAGCAUCGAGGAAGUUGGUGAUGGUCAUCAUCAUGACCAUGAAAUCACUGAUGUCCAUAAUCAUGAUGUUAAUGAUGAUGAUGAUCAUGAGGGUGAUGAUGAUGAUAAUGAUCAUGAAGCAAGUCCUUUGAUGGAUGUGGAAUUUUUUAGCCAUGAAUUGGAGAAAGUUAUUGGUGCCAACCAUGAGAUCGUAGAAGAAGUUGUUGCUGAUAAUGUUGUUCACUUGAGAGACAAUAAUUUUGACGAAGGACAAACUAAGAGGAGAGUGACUCUUGCUGAACUUUUCUUGGAGGAGUAUUCUGAUUACCACCCUGUGAAAACGCAAAAAGAGUUAGAAGAUGGUGAUGAUGAUGAUGAUGAUAUCAGGGGUGAUUACUACAUAAUGAAAGAAAAAGGCUUGGAGAUGAGCACGAAGCCAACUUUUCUUGCUAAGAAUGGCCUUUCUAAGGCCAAAAAGCUUCUUAAAGAGGAUUUGCAUCCAGUCAAGAAGUUUAACCAGCUUAUGAAAAGGAUGAUGAAGAAGAAGAUUCAUCCGGACCUCGAAGGCAAGAAGGACAUGCAAAUGCAUCCAAACUACGGUCGCAGCAGCCCUACCAAUGACCAAGAUCCUUCUAAUAACGAGUUAGCUUCUUUACUUCUCAUUCAAGCUGUCUCGACUCUCGCAUUCUCUAUUUCUCCCUCAGAUUAAUUCUCAGUCUCUCUGCUUCUCUCAACUUGGAUCAAGAUGCUAUGGUUUGAACUUUGAACAGCGGAAAGAUCAUGUGAUACAGCAAGGAUUUUAGUAUUGCGAUACGGUUGCAUGUCAAUCACGUCAUGUAAAAUAUGCAAUGUAUUUAAAUAGGCCAUUUUUAAUCAAAUUGUAAGGUUUUGGAUGUUAUUUGCUUUUUAUGGAUGCUUUUAGAGAUUUCGCAUGUGAGCUAAAAUUUGUUUAUGGUCAAAGUAUGAAUUUGUGUUUGAUAUUUGUUGCAAUAGGAUGACUCAUGUGUUAUCAACA
Messenger RNA from Beta vulgaris subsp. vulgaris (sugar beet), 1393 nucleotides. RefSeq lists its product as hypothetical. Gene Ontology annotation, biological process: morphogenesis of a branching structure. The transcript has 6 exons. The coding region runs from base 164 to 1087 and encodes 307 amino acids. The record is from RefSeq and is a predicted model, not a curated record. NCBI's taxonomy places the organism in Eukaryota, Viridiplantae, Streptophyta, Magnoliopsida, Caryophyllales, Amaranthaceae.